GUACAAGGCGUUUCAGGCGUUUCCGCAGGGCGAGGCGGAAGUGUCAGUGGCGGUGGACAUUCCGGACGGCGACUGGGUGGUGGUGCUCAACGCGCCCGCAUUCCAGCCGUUCCCACGAGGAGAGGUGGAGGUGUCAGUGGCGGUGGACAUUCCGGACGGCGACUGGGUGGUGGUGCUCAACGCGCCCGCGGGGGGCAUCCGCGGCACCGUGCACGUGCUGCCUCCCGGCACGCGCUGCCUCUCCGUCGUCGGUGCCGCCUUCGCCGUUGGGCUCGCCGCCUGGGGUUCCUGUGCGCUUGAUGACGGCGCUGUGGCAGCCAAUCAGACAGAGCCAGGUGGCGGCGCUACUGUUGCUGCGCCUGACAUCUGUCGUGAUGCGUGUGCAAAGCUGGUGGCCUGCCUGCCAGCAACCUGCGGGCGAGAAUUCACGGAGAGAGAGGUGGCAGGGGCGUUCGUGGACUGUGCGCGCAUAUGCAUCAUCGCACCCUCCUCCAUCACCACCUAUGCCAACUCUUCCUGCCCCAUGCCGAGUGCCUCUCCCCUCCGUGCACGCCGCAACCCCCCUCACCGACUCGAUCCCAUCCCAGGCUCAUACGCAGCGGUUCAUGUGUCUGGUGGCAACCACCGCAAAAGACUGACAGUCCUGCAGGUGGCGGUGUCGCGCGCGCUCUUCACCAUGGCCAAGGACCGCUGCCUUGCAGGCCGGGCGCCGGGAGCAAGCAGGAAGCACGCGCAGGGAGGUCCAGGUAGCGUGAGGUGGAACAUGGUGGCGUGCCUCUGCACCAUACUGGGGGGGCCCUCCAAGACGCUGGACGAGUGUCGCCUCACGGAUGAAGCAGGGCAACGGGUGGAGUCUAUUCCGAACAUGUAUGUGUACCUGCACAGCACGCAUGUGAGGGGCGGGCGCGUGAUCUCAUUGCAGCACAUGCGGCGCUUCGUGCAGAUGGUGGCGGCGGCGCCGCGCUCCGUGACGCUCAUUUCGGAUGCGGCGGCUGCGCGCCUCAACACGCUCAUGCACUCCUUCGAUGAUGCCAUCGUCACCUCCGAUGCUGUCGGCUGCUCUCAAGGUGCUCAUGGCUGCUUUCCUCCCACUGUCCUCCACUCCCUCCUGCGCCUCCCCCAAUCCGUCCAACCAGAGAUGGACGACGAGUCCCCUGGCUCCUUCUCGUACAGCAAGGUGUUUGACGAGCCAAUCACGAUCCACUACGAGGAUGGCACUCUCUCUGUCGACGACUCCUCCACCUCCUCCGCGUCUUCCUCCUCUGCUGUGUCUCUUCUCAUUGUGCUGCCUGCACGAACAGGAGCUGCGGUUGCUGAUGUUGGGAAUGCCACUGACAAUAGCACUCUCUCAAGCACAGCACGUGUCACUGCCACCAACACCACCACCCCCGCCUUCUCCUCCUCCGCCUCCUCCUCCUCCUCCUCCUCCUCCUCCUCCUCCUCCUCCUCCUCCUCCUCCUCCUCCUCCUCCUCCUCCUUGCCAUCCUCCGCCGCCGCAGCAGCGUAUGAGUGCUCGCCGGGGUGCCGGCUGCAGCGGCUGGCGAACGGGGCGUGCUGUCUAUCCACGACGGUGGGCAUGAAUCUCAACUUCCCAUUCUCGUUGCAGCGCUACGGCCCCAACUACACGGAGAGCAACUUUGCCUUUACGGCUGAGAGGGGCAUCGCUGUCAACCGCUUCGUGUCACGUCGCAACCGUUUGCUGAUUGGCAUGGUUCUGCAGUUGCUAUUCAUAUCCUCCUUUGCCACCUCUUCCCCACCAGCUGCACCACCUCUUCCCAACCAGCUGCACCUCUUCCCCCACCCCACCAAGUGUGCCUCCUCCUUUCCCCCCCUCCCCAGGCUGCUGCACCUGGCGGGGUGGUGCAGCAACGGCACGUCCAGGGAGCCGUUUGGAGUGAACCCCCACUUUCUGCCCACGUCGACCAUCUACGACAGCGCUGCCAGCGCCAACAUGACCCAGCUCGACAACAACACCUUUGGCGUCAAACUGCGCUUCAACCCGCAGGACCUUCUCUACGGCUUCAUCUACCCCGUGGUGCGUGGUGGUUCCUUAAUUUACCCCGUGGUGCGUGGUGGUUCCUUAAUUUACCCCGUGGUGCGUGGUGGUUCCUUCAUCUACCCCGUGGUGCGUGGUGGUUCCUUCAUCUACCCCGUGGUGCAUGGUGGUUCCUUCAUCUACCCCGUGGAGUCCCUCACAACUCUCCCCCUGGUGUUUGAUAUCAAUCUCGACCAGGAGGCAGCCAUGCGCCGUCUACACUACCUGGUGGAUGGAAGUUAUAUCGACAAUGGCACUCGCGGCAAAACGCUCACGUUUGUGCUGACCACAGUGACCUGCACGUUGAACGCUGGAGGCAGCAUGGCGGUGACCAUAAAGUCACAGCCGGCAGCCAUGGCCAUGUACAAUGCAUCGACAGACAACAUCGCACGGCUGGUACUGGAGGUGGUGUAUCUGGUGGGGCUGCUCUGGAAUGUGUGUGGCGAGCUGCAGGAGAUGGCCGAAUGCACUGCCGUUGAUGGCUCUGUGCUCAGUUACUUUGGCCUCGUGUGGAACUGGGUCGACAUGCUCUCCUUCGCACUGCAACUGGCUUCCGUUGUCAUCUGGGUGGUGCUGUGGUGGUACGUGGACGCGUUUGACAUGCAGCCACGCUACGACAUCUACUACACGCUGCUCGAGAUGCCGCGCUACUGGGCCGUGCCCAACCCGCCCACGGGCUUCAUCGGCGCCACUCAGGCCUUCGCAGAGCUGCGUAACAUCAUCAACCUCCGCGCCGUCUACUUCGCCCUUCAGGGCAUCAUCCUCGCCACGCCCUCGCUGCACUUCUUCCUGCUCUCCUUUGCCGUCUUCUUCUGCUUCACCAUGUACGGCUACCUCGUCUUUGGAGGCGCACUCGAAAUGCCCGCUUUCCCACCCGAUAGCGACUCUCAAGAGCGGCGGCAGCACGUGCUGACAGCGAGGGAGAAGCGCAUCGAUGCCAUCUCACUCGCUAUGAUCCUGCAGCGCCGCCAUGACAGGGAGGGCAUGUGUUAUGCCAUGCCUUGUGGCAAGCCAGGCGUUCUAGGUGAGCCCCACAAGACUGAGUCACUGCCCAAGUUUUGGCCCCGGACAGGUUCGAGUGAGGGUGGAGAGGCGCUGGAGCAGCUGUCGCAGGCAGUGGUGCUACAGUGCGGCGAGGUCGUGAAGCAGGCUGUCCUGCCCAUUAAGAAGCCCGUGCAAAAGCUCAGUCUUGCUCACAUCAAGGUGGGAAAGGAAGGCCGUGCAUUCAGCGUGAAAUCCCUGCCAUGCAUUCACAGCAUCUUUUCAUCCUCCUCCUCCCUUUCCCACGCCAACCCCAACUCCUCCCUGCCCUUGUGUGUGUGUGAGAGAGAGCAGGAGGAGUUGGCGUGCAGCCGGGCAGAGGUGAAGGAGCUGAGGGGCAUGAUGGCAGACAUGCAAGCACUCAUGCUCGACCUCCUCGCCCGCACGCCCCCCACGGGAAAGACUGCCCAUGCAAUGGGUGCUCCCGCAGGGCUGCCAGCGCCGUCAGGCAUGCUGCGAGCCUACACAGAGCCCUCGCGUCUCUCCGUCUCUCUCACGGACUCUUCGGAGCCUCUGGAACAAGCGGGAGGCAGGAGGGACAUGCCACAAAGGGUCUGCGAUAGCGGGACUGGUGGGGGUGCAGUAGACGGGGUGGAGAGAGAGGGGGGCGUAUGA
Molecule: messenger RNA, 3691 nt
Organism: Closterium sp. Naga37s-1
Lineage: Eukaryota; Viridiplantae; Streptophyta; Zygnematophyceae; Desmidiales; Closteriaceae
Source: the annotation of a GenBank genome assembly